AUUGAUACAUGUGAAUGGGUGUCUAAUCAAAUUGAUGCACUUAGCACCCAAAUUGAAACUGCUGAAGCUGAAGCUGAAUUACUUCAAAGUGCUGUCAAGAAAGGCCGAAAAGAUGCUACAAAGGCUGAUCGGCUAGGUGAAGUGGAAAAUACGAUAGAAAGACACAAGUUCCAUGUGAAUCGGUUAGAAUUAAUAUUGCGUCUAUUAGAAAAUGGUAACAUUCCUGCAGAAAAGGAACCCGAUUUCGCCGAAGAUGAAAACAUAUAUGAUGAACUGAAUCUUGAAGAGGAAGAGGAAUUAUGGGGCAUUACAAACGAAGAUCAUCAUAGUAAUGACGAAUCCAAUUCUGAUGAACCACGGACGCCACCGAAGGACCCUUCAAGUCCGGCAACGUCACCAACAACGAGAAUUGUUGUGCCAAAACCUCCUAUACCUGCAUCUGCUCCAACAAGAAAAACUAGCAAUCCUCCAGAACCAUUACCACAGCGUUCGAAAGAAGAAGAUAAACAAAAACUUCCUCCACCAGCAAUAUUAACUGGUUCUUCAAUAACAUCUGUUAAUAGUCUUCAGUCACCACCAUCCACAUCAGCUGCAUAUCCUCCAUUAAAAUCCGCUCCUCUUACUGGUCCGACACGAACAUUAGCUGCAGUAGUAGCAAAGCAAGGCAUAGAUACAACGCCGCCAGUAUCUACGCCACAGCCAAUUUCGAUAAUAAUAGAUCCUUUGAACGACUCUGAUGAUACCAGCCGGCAGCAUUACUUGCAAUCUAAUGAUGUCCAGCAGAAACAAUCCCAAUUACCACUACCAUCAUCACAAUCCAUAAAUCAACAGCGUGAAAAUCUUUUGCCUUCACAAGAGCAGCCACAACCUCGAGAAAUACCUUCUGUACAACCGCCGGCACCCACUCAUUCAUCAGUGCAAGGGCCUUCCCAGCAUGAACCUCCAUCAUCGGCGGAAAAUCGUAUUCCAGCAGCGCUUGCUGAUCUCGUACAGUCAUAUGAAGCUGCUGAAGAGAAAUGUAAGCAGCGGGCCCUGGGUAAAGAAGAUGGUUUUCAUAUCCAACAAAUGCUGGAUGCAAGUCUUCAAUAUGUUCCGGAAAGCUUAGAUGCCGAAAGGUAUUAUCAUGAAUUUGGUUUGGAA
Molecule: messenger RNA, 1140 nt
Organism: Racocetra fulgida
Lineage: Eukaryota; Fungi; Glomeromycota; Glomeromycetes; Diversisporales; Gigasporaceae
Source: the annotation of a GenBank genome assembly